AUGUCAAACAGCGGUUCAAAAAUUCUGAACUAUACCCCAGUAUCUAAAAUAGACGAAAAAAUUGAAACUUCAAGGAAUUUCUUCUUUGAGAAACAACUGAAAUUGUCUCACGAAAGUAACCCAAGGAAGAAAGAUCUAGAGUUCAGGGAGUUGCAGUUGAAAAAACUUUAUUAUGCCGUCAAAGACCAUGAGGAAGAACUUAUCGAUGCAAUGUACAAGGACUUCCAUCGGACCAAGGUUGAGUCUGUCCUGAAUGAAACAACCAAACUUAUGAACGACAUACUUCACCUAAUUGAGAUUUUACCCAAGAUGAUGAAAACCCGGAAAGUGUCAGAUUCUUCUCCUCCAUUUAUGUUUGGUAAAACGGUUGUGGAGAAGAUAUCAAGGGGCAGUGUCUUGAUUAUUGCUCCUUUCAAUUUUCCUCUGCUUUUAGCAUUGGGCCCAUUGGCAGCCGCUCUUGCCGCAGGUAACACUAUUGUUUUGAAGCCCAGUGAAUUAACACCACACACCGCCGUAGUUAUUGAAAAUAUGUUAGCUACGGCUGGCUUUCCUAGUGGACUAAUUCAAGUAGUCCAGGGAGCUAUAGAUGAAACCACAAGACUGCUAGACUGUGGAAAAUUUGACUUAAUAUUCUACACGGGUUCUCCACGUGUCGGCUCAGUAGUUGCGGAAAAGGCAGCAAAAAGUCUAACACCCUGUGUGCUUGAACUUGGUGGUAAAUCGCCUACCUUUAUUACAGGAAAUUUCAAAGCGAAGAACAUAAAGACUGCUUUGAAAAGAAUCUUUUUUGGAGCUUUUGGAAAUUCUGGUCAGAUUUGUGUGUCACCGGACUAUUUGUUAGUGCAUAAAUCUAUUUAUCCAAAGGUCAUCGAAGAGUGUAAAACUGUGUUAAAUGAGUUUUAUCCAGAUUUUGAUGAGCACACAGAUUAUACUCGCAUGAUUCAUGAGGCUGCUUGCAAAAAAACUGUUGGAAAUAUAAACUCAACUAACGGCUCCAAAAUUGUACCUUCAAAAAUUUCUAUUGGCCCAGAUGCUGAGGAUUUAUGCCUAGUACCACCUACUGUAGUUUAUAACAUUGACUGGGAUGAUCCUUUGAUGAGACAAGAAAAUUUUGCACCUGUAUUACCCAUUAUCGAGUACGACGAUCUCGAUGAGACCAUCAGCAAGAUAAUAAAAGAACACGAUACUCCAUUAGUGCAAUAUAUAUUUUCUGAUAGCCAAACUGAAAUAGAUCGUAUAUUGACGCGUUUGAGAUCUGGUGGUUGUGUUGUCGAUGAUACAGUGAUUCAUGUAGGUAUUACCGAUGCCCCAUUUGGAGGAAUAGGUAAUUCAGGUUAUGGCAAUUAUGGUGGAUUUCAUGGAUUCAAUACCUUUAGCCACGAAAGAACAAUUUUUAAACAACCAUAUUGGAAUGAUUUCACUCUAUUUAUGAGAUAUCCUCCAAAUAACACGCAAAAGGAAAAACUUAUCCGUUUUGCGAUGGAAAGAAAACCUUGGUUUGAUAGAAAAGGCAAUAACAAGUGGGGGUUGCGCCAAUAUUUUUCAUUAUCUGCCGCGGUUAUUUUGAUUAGUACCAUUUACGCCCAUUUCUCCUCUUGA
Saccharomyces paradoxus is the source of this 1599-nucleotide messenger RNA. RefSeq names its product hexadecenal dehydrogenase (gene HFD1). The coding region runs from base 1 to 1599 and encodes 532 amino acids. NCBI's taxonomy places the organism in Eukaryota, Fungi, Ascomycota, Saccharomycetes, Saccharomycetales, Saccharomycetaceae. Gene Ontology annotation, cellular component: cytoplasm. Gene Ontology annotation, molecular function: aldehyde dehydrogenase (NAD+) activity. Gene Ontology annotation, biological process: aldehyde metabolic process. The transcript has a single exon. The record is from RefSeq and is a predicted model, not a curated record.